ACCGGUUUAGCCUUGUGUAUAUAAUAUCCCAUAUCAUGGUCAGAAUGAAGAGCCGGUUUGACGAACCGGUCAUGUACCGACGGGUCAAAAAAUCGCCGAUUUUCGAUCGAGUCCAUGCCGGUCCGCCGGUUCCCGGUUUAUUUUAUAUUUAUGUAUAUAUUUAUAUUUAUAUUAAAUACAUGCUCAUUUUUUUAAUGUAUGUAUAUAUAUAUAUGUAUUUAUACUUGACAUUAAAAAUAAAACUACAAUACGUAUUUGUAAUUGAGAAUCAAAGUCAACUUUAUCAGUAUGUUGAGUUUCUCCAGCUUCAUAAUACAAUCCGGCUGCAAUACACAACCUCGAGUAAUACCGUCGUUCUUUUUGCUAGUGGCCUACAACACGUUACUGAAUGGAACUUGUCUAUGUUAUCAUCUUUGUCAUACAAUAUAUUUAUACCAUCAUCACACAGCAAUUGUGUAGGGAUAUGUAGCUAUUUAUUAAUUGGCUAUACUAAUCAAAUUGUUAUUUGGCUAUCCAGAAUGCCGCCCCGUAGAGCUCCACCCGCAGAGCGGGAUCAGGCAGUAGUCGCAUCCCAGUUCCGGACUUACACCCCUCCGGUCUUCACUGGAGAGGAGGGCCCGUUGGCCGUAGGAGACUGGAUCCACAAGAUGGAUCAUAUUUUCCGGAUGAUGGGUAUACCCGACCAGCACAUGGUCGCUUGUGCCGAGUUUCAGAUAGAGG
Messenger RNA from Striga hermonthica, 720 nucleotides. The record is from the annotation of a GenBank genome assembly. NCBI's taxonomy places the organism in Eukaryota, Viridiplantae, Streptophyta, Magnoliopsida, Lamiales, Orobanchaceae.